Messenger RNA from Cylindrotheca closterium, 2916 nucleotides. NCBI's taxonomy places the organism in Eukaryota, Bacillariophyta, Bacillariophyceae, Bacillariales, Bacillariaceae. The record is from the annotation of a GenBank genome assembly.
AUGUUUGACCAUCCUUGGACUAUGAUGUUUGACGAAUUUCUCGAGGUGACUCCUGUAAGAUGCAUACAGGAAAUGAAGACUAAAGUCAUCGCGGGUUUCCCGAAGGACGCGGUUGACAAAGUUGAAAUCCACAAGGAUGUCAGAAAGAUUUUUGAUCCGGAGUAUGAAGAUUCCGAGGAAGAAGAUGCUCCAAUCGGUGACGAAGAUAAUGGCUUGGUUAACAGGUAUGCCCAACCUGACGGGUGGGAUUCAGAUGAGACCGAUGACGACAGCGAAAGUAACAAUAAGACAGACGACGAUGCUGAUGAUGAUGAUGAGGAUGAGGCAUCCGAGGAAUCCGUCAUUAUAGUUGAAAGCACUCGGCCGACCGACAAUGAAUUUGGUGGCAGCCGAUCCGGCAGAGGUCACCUCGCUGAGACUCGCACCAUCACUGAUGAAACAGUCUCCGAAUUGACAGGAAACACAGGUGAUGAAUCUGACCCGGAAUUAGCGUCUCAACGGGUAUCAAUUGAUGAACAAGCUACCAAAAUGGACGUGGAUGGAACGGACCCAAGCAUAUGUUCCCGACCCAGUGGAAAGCGGCUGCAUCCGGCGACAAGGUCUACGAAGCCUGCUACACAGGAGACGGCAAAAUCGAGGCCUAGAACGAACGCUCCCGGAGCUAAACGGAAAUCCCAACGAACUUUGACGCUGGAAGAGCGCCUGGAUGAUUUGCGCAAUGUCGACCUGGACGGAAUGGAAGGCAGGGCUAUGUUGGUCGAGUUGGGCAUGGUCUACAAUUACUCAGGUCAGCAGGAUGGUAACCAAUCACAUGCGUCCAUUAUCCUGAAACAUAUUUUGGACACCUUGUCCGACACGUUCAGGAACACAGAAGAGACCUUUCGUAUACUACCACUUUCUGACAGGACGUAUAAGAACACGCAGAUGUGGAUUCGCAAUGAAGCCGACCUUCGGCGGCUGAUUCCUGACUACCGCGGGUUGUCACGAUACCUUGAUAUGUCUUUUGGCAACAUGUCGUACGCGUCUACGUCGAACAAGCCGGGAGAAAAGAAGCUACGCACACGGCUGAGAGUAGGUUUCGAGGCUGACGUGCCGUCGGAGACGAUCCAGCAAUAUCUGCAUGGAGAAUUGCAACACCAGGGACGUGGCGCCGGAUGCUACUCAUCUGUUCUCCAGUUUGGCGACAUUGAAAAGAUUGGAGCCUUAUGUUUUUAUCCUCAGGAGAUCAACAUUAAGGCCAUCGAGAAAGAACUGAUGCGUCAUUUCGGUUGGGAUAUUGUCAUUGGACUACGGUACGAAUGGGUCAACACUCCGUACAACGGACGCAGCAAGUGGAACAAAAGAGCACCAGGGUGCAUGAUGUGGCACGUCUACGUGAGAGCAAGACACGCCAAGCGGGUGGACCGGGCAUUACGCCUGUGGCUUCACCCCUGGACUCCAAAGAAAGAUUUUCCCUGGUGCGCUGUCACCCACUACAUCAGCGAUUGGAAGGCAGCUCAAAAUGGGAUAGUCAGUGUUAAGGCCGUUGGUCCAGUGAAGGAUGAGAACCUGACCAUGAUUUCGAAGCACAACGAUUUUGUUGAACUUACUCAGGCCAAGUACUGCCCAGUCGAGAUCCCAGGAAUGCUUAAACAGGCGACCACAAAGGAUUUUGGCCCUCGCACCUGUUUGUCCAUGUUCCUCUCGGUCAAGGCACGGCCACUGCACGCUGAUAAAGUUGCUGCGGCCGAUGUGGACACCGACUCCGACUCUGACGAUUCUCUCCUUGAUGACAUCUCUCAUAAGUUUACAAAAGUGACGACCAAAGGGAAGACAAAGAUAAAGAAGAGGGUCCCAAAAACUUCCAAGCAUCUGUCUCUUGAGAACGAUGGCCCUGUUCUGACACCAGCGCAACAGCGCCGGGCCCGAGAGUCGGAAAGGAAGCGAAAAAUGGACCUGGCGAAUAAUGUCCCAAGCCCGCUGUUCAUCAUGGUUCUACCUGGCGAAAUGGAAGGGACUUAUCUCUUCAUCAGCCGGUUGAAGUCCGCAGCCUUGGCAACAAACGUUUUGAAAGGACUGGAACUUGUGUGGUGCUUGGAGACUCUAUGGGCACGACCAGCCGACCAAACUCAGCAGGGCGUUGACAAAGCAAUCGAUUUUCUGGAUGGGUUUGGCUCUGAUCCUCUUGAUGUCGGUGAAGCAAAGUUGGAAUUUGAUAUGGAUAUGGCGGACGCUAAAGAUAUUGACGAUGGAGCUACGGUUGCUGGUGCCAUGGAUGAGUUGUUGGAAAAGGAUAGUCAACUGGAGGCUGCUAUCACGGAGAUUGAAUUCAAGGACAAUCUUUUGUCCGAACAGAAUUCUGCUUUGGAGGCCGAACGAUUACGAUCUGAACAGUUGGCGCGCGAACUUGCCGCAAUGCGCUUACUCCAACAGCCAUCAGCAAGCCGCACAGAUCAGCCAACUCAGCUUGACGACAGUGGGCCUUCCAACAAGUCGCCUGCGGAGGAGGAUAUUCCUCUCCCAGAAAAGCCACACUCCCCGUCCACUCCGGCACGAUCCAACAAUCCAGGUCCCCUCACCUCCCCACUGCCGGGAUCUCCUUCUCCGGCACCUGGGCCCAAGACAAUGUUACCACCUCAGAGUGCUGCCACUCGCCCCAAAUCCUUUGUCGAGUCAGUGACUCCGGACCAAGCCCCGAGGACGGCACCUACAGUACGUCCUCCCAAGCGGGACGGUGGUCCCAAUGCAGAGUCUAUCACUCCGUCCUUGACUGACACUCAAGGAUUGGAGAGGCAAUCCGAUGCAUCUACCCCGUCGGUCUUCCCCAUCUUCCGCCAUCCUCAACAGUCUCCUCCCUCCGUCCCGGUUAAGGGCAAGAAGGAUAAGAAGACAUCAUUGGCCGGCCGUGGAGCUUCCCGCUCCACGGCAGGGCAAUGA